Cephus cinctus (wheat stem sawfly) is the source of this 2289-nucleotide messenger RNA. RefSeq names its product orexin receptor type 2. The record is from RefSeq and is a predicted model, not a curated record. The transcript is spliced from 6 exons. Gene Ontology annotation, cellular component: membrane. Gene Ontology annotation, molecular function: neuropeptide Y receptor activity. Gene Ontology annotation, biological process: G protein-coupled receptor signaling pathway. The coding region runs from base 25 to 1266 and encodes 413 amino acids. NCBI's taxonomy places the organism in Eukaryota, Metazoa, Arthropoda, Insecta, Hymenoptera, Cephidae.
GAAAAGUGAGAAAAACGAGAAGUCAUGAAUCUUUUAUUGCCAAUGACACUUACCUGGAUGUCAACGUUGACGUGGUUCCUGAAGGAGGUAAUCGCUGCCACUGACAAUGACACCGAUUACAUAAUCGACGAUAACCUUGAUUACGAAAACGAAACUAAUUGUACAAAUGCGUACUGUAUCUCGGACGAGGAGUACUUCGAGCGUAUGGAAAAUUAUAUAUUUCCCGAUCCGUACACCUGGGUACUCAUCGCCAUGCACAGCGUGGUCUUCGUCGUCGGGCUCGUCGGCAACGCCCUGGUCUGUCUGGCCGUAUACAGAAACCAUUCCAUGAGGACGGUUACGAAUUACUUCAUCGUGAAUCUCGCCGUGGCUGACCUCCUGGUGAUUCUUAUAUGCCUGCCGCCGACGGUGGUAUGGGACGUCACGUCGACCUGGUUCCUUGGGUUGCAGCUCUGCAAGGCGGUCCCGUAUUUGCAGACUGUUUCAGUGAGCGUGAGUAUCCUGACGCUUACUUUCAUCUCCAUUGAUCGAUGGUACGCCAUAUGCUUUCCAUUGAGGUUCAAGUCGACAACGGGUCGUGCCAAGACUGCCAUUAUCAUCAUCUGGCUACUGGCACUUCUCUUUGAUAUCCCGGAAUUGUUAGUCCUUCAAACCGUACCAGCCGCUCAUCUACGCGUGGAGACCGUGUUCUUUACGCAGUGCGCGCCAUCUUGGAGUCAAAGGAGCGAAGCUACCUUCACGAUCAUUAAACUGAUUUUGCUCUAUACGGGACCGUUGAUCUUCAUGAGUGUCGCUUAUUGGCAGAUCGUUCAGGUCUUGUGGAGGAGCGACAUUCCUGGACAUAAUUUGUCGGCGAGGAUUUAUCAAGUAAACGGAAUUCCGUCCAGCGGUGGUGGCAACCCUGAAGGUCAAUUACGCUCGCGUAAAAAGGCCGCCAAAAUGUUGGUAGCCGUGGUCGUCAUGUUUGCCGUCUGCUACAUUCCUGUUCACGUAAUCUCGGUUCUCAGGCACACAAUAGGACUACCGUCUAAUACCUUGACCAUUACGGCCAGUCUUCUCGCUCAUUGGCUCUGCUAUGCCAACAGCGCUGUCAACCCUCUGAUCUACAACUUUAUGAGCGGUAAGUUCCGGCAGGAGUUCAGACGCGCUUUUCUGGAAUGUGUACCAGCCAAUGACGUCAUCCCCGGAAGAAGAGGUACAAGACCCAGCAGCUAUCGUCCAACUACAAACGGAUACCGUUUGGCUCAAAGUCGACGGGACCUAUGACCGACAGUAAGGCGGGUGACCUGGGCAAAAGGAUCAGCGAGUAUCCCCACGUGUGAGAUCAGCGAGACCAAUCUUGGAGGCACCGUAGAUCAUUCAGAGAGGAUUCAAUUUUCGUACAGGACUUACUUUUAGAAGGGUGAAAUAGAGAGACAGAGAGAGAGAGAGAGAGAGAGAGAGAGAGAGAGAGAGAGAGAGAGAGAGAGAGAGACCCAUUCAUUCUAUUGUUAGAGUCUAAAAUGACGUUUUAUGUAAUUUAAGGAGAUUGAAGGAAGAAGAAUGUAAUUUAAAAAAAGAAUGCUAAUCUUCGUAUUUUUAUUUUACCAAAGAAAGAAUUUUGUGCGAGGAUUAACCAAAAAGAUAAUCUAUAUUAUUUAAUAUUUUUUUGGAUUAUGAGGAAGAGUCAUGAAUGUUCCUGUUAUCCAAUAUUUUGUAUUACCUGUAAAAUAGCUGUGACUCGAAAUGUAAUUCUCUGUGUUCUAGAUUAGGGUUUCUAUUAGGGAAACUGCUUGUAUGCUAACGCGAUACGUCUAUAAUAAUUUUAAUGACAUACUUUAAAGGGCGUAACUGACGAAAAACAUGUUGCGAGUUAAAAAUAAUAUUGUCCAUCCACGAUAAAACAACAAUUAAGAUAAUUACUUGUAAUGUUUAAGCGUAAGAAAUUGUGCUAUUGUAAGCAUACAGUGUUUUCCAUUAAAAGUCCAGUAUUUUCUACAGACUAAAUAAAUGGGGAAAUAUUACGCUAAGAAAUUAAGGCACUCGUGUCACUCUCUUGUGCUUAUUACAGUUGCCAAUGGUAUUUGGGUUAACGACAUUUGAGCAUUAAUGAAAACUCACGAGACCACCAUUGGCAACCUAAAGCAUUAUCACGUGGAAUGACAGCCAUGAAGGGUGCGUUUAAUUGAAAAUUUUGUUAAUUUAUCGCAACUCAGGCAAAACAGCCAAUUGAUGUUAUCGUUGUAAUUUAAAAAAAAAUGUGAAACCGAUUAAAAUUAAUCAGAGGAAUAAAUCAAUUUCAAAGUGGAA